Brassica oleracea var. oleracea is the source of this 519-nucleotide messenger RNA. RefSeq lists its product as uncharacterized. Lineage: Eukaryota; Viridiplantae; Streptophyta; Magnoliopsida; Brassicales; Brassicaceae. The record is from RefSeq and is a predicted model, not a curated record. The transcript has a single exon. The coding region runs from base 1 to 519 and encodes 172 amino acids.
AUGGCCAGCCACCCUGGAGGAACCACAAUCCGAAGAUAUCUCCGCUAUCGAAGAGGACGAAACCUAGAUGACAUAGAGAAUGACAUUCUCCCGGAAGGCCGCAAGGAGGCCAGAAAGAUCAAGAAGCAAGCCGCAGGGUAUUGCAUCUCCCAGGAGAAGCUCUACCGGAGAUCCUUCUCCGGCCCAUAUUUGAGAUGUGUCAUGCCUCAAGAAGCCGCUAGAGUCCUUGUAGAACUACAUGAAGGAGAUUGUGGAUCCCACUCUAGCAGCAGGAGCCUGGUGCUCAGGGCCAGAAGGGCAGGCUACUAUUGGCCGAUGAUGGCUGCAGACGCCAACAAACAAGCUAGACACUACGAUCAGUGUCAGAGGCACGCUCCGGUUUACAAACUCCCUCUGGAAAACCUCAAAUCCAUAAGCUCACUGUGGCCCUUCAGAAAGUGUGGCAUGGUUAUAGUAGGGAAAUUCCCUAUUACGCUGGGGCAGAAGGUCUUCCUCCUGGUAGUUACUGACUACUUCUAA